Molecule: messenger RNA, 392 nt
Organism: Perognathus longimembris pacificus (Pacific pocket mouse)
Lineage: Eukaryota; Metazoa; Chordata; Mammalia; Rodentia; Heteromyidae
Gene: C3H12orf76
Product: chromosome 3 C12orf76 homolog
Exons: 2
Coding region: 39-251 (70 amino acids)
Source: RefSeq, a predicted model, not a curated record
ACCGGAACUGGAUUAUUGGCUUCUAUGAGCGGGUGAAGAUGCGGCGUCCUGUGUGGCGGUGGCUUUGUUUGUGCUGCGUCCUGGUGGUGCAGGCUGAGGCCCCGAACCCAGAGGAACCCCCGGAGCGGAGCAGGCCUUAUGCGGUGCUGCGCGGGCAAAACUUGGUGUUGAUGGGAACCAUUUUCAGCAUCCUGCUGGUGACCAUCAUCCUUAUGGCAUUUUGUGUCUACAAGCCCAUUCGCCGUCGGUGACAGCAGAGCAACUUCCGCUGCAAGUUUUGGGGAACAGGAUAAGUUGUGUUGCACAUGGGCCAGUGGAGGAUUUGGAAUCAGAACUUUUCUACUUAGAAACGACCUUUGGUUUGGACAGUUGGUAAAUGCUAAACAAUGUAG